GUCGAUCCAUUAGUUGCUGCGACGGCGCAGCAGAUCGCGGACGUCAUAAACGACUUCAAGCGCAAGCUCGACCAGCGUGAUGGCACCUGGGCGAGUGCGCAGGGCACAGUGGAGUUUGCCCUGCAUUCCCAGACUUUCGUGCUCGCCAUUGUACCGGACGAAGACGGCAAGGAAUACCCUAUUACUGUUCAGGCGACGCUCAAACCUCACCAAGGAACCAAUGGCAUUAUCAAUGCGCCUGUAUCACCAGCCUACAAGCUAACGAAACACGCUUCAGAUACCGAGCUCGAGAGAGACUUGGUGUCGCGGAAAAAAAGGAAGUUGGACGAGCAUGACAAUAUUCUAAACGAGCAACCGGCCAUCGAAGUUGACGAGGACAUCAAGCCGCUUAUCACCAAGGAAGAUAUCAAUGACCUCCUCGUGAAACUGCGAGAAGAUAUACAAGAAGACACGUCUGAAUGUGUCAACCAUGUCCAGCGCUUGUUGAGACGUGUCAAAGGAGAACGGCACGGGAUGAGCAAAUUGGACCAUCAACAAUCGCACAUACGGCAGACACGAGAGCCCUUUCGCGAUUCUGUAGGAGGGAACCACACGAUACCCGCGGCGUCUUUUCCAUCCCCUAGCGCCGACCGCGACGAACAAAAUGCUACAGUGCCUGACAUCAUCCGGCAUGAGACGAAGCUCAUAUCCACUCAGAUCAAGUGGGUCGAGGACUGCAGACGUGUAGCCAUGGACAUAAACGAUAAGCGAGAAGAAACAUGGCGGACUUCAUCGGCGGGCUUCCACGAUCGACAGCGACAAGAUCGCGAGAACUUCCAAAACAGAAUUCUUCACGAGUCGGGCAUGCAUACACAGACGCUGAAUUCCAUCUUGAACGAAGUCAAGGCGAUCGGGCUUUAUGCACAGAAUAUGAAAUGGGAGACACCGAAUAGUCACCUCGUGUAUCCUUCGCCUUCA
Cucurbitaria berberidis CBS 394.84 is the source of this 957-nucleotide messenger RNA. RefSeq lists its product as uncharacterized. The annotation marks the transcript as partial. The transcript has a single exon. NCBI's taxonomy places the organism in Eukaryota, Fungi, Ascomycota, Dothideomycetes, Pleosporales, Cucurbitariaceae. The record is from RefSeq and is a predicted model, not a curated record.